AUGUCUCCUCCGCCCACGUCUGGCAAAAAGGUAGGCCUACGGGAUCUAAUAAAUGGCGGCAUGCUGCAGUGUUUGGAGGCUGCGACUCUUGGCAUGCCCUUCGAGGUCUGGAAAACUCGCAUGGGUCGUUUCCGCUCAGAGACAACGAUGCAAGCUUUUCGUAACGUGAUGCGAGAGGGCGGCGGCAUUUCGGCCUUCUGGGCCGGUACAGGUCCUAAGAUGGUCGAGUCAGCGUCAAAAGGAGCUAUUUUGCUCUACUCUAAGGAGGCUAUCUCCGAUACGCUGCUUGCUGCUGGCGUGGGCAAGAGUGCUACGGGCUUUUUGGCUGGAGCCGGUGGCGGUGUAUGCCAGGUUGUGGUCAUGGGGCCCUGCACCUUUCUAGUCACUGGUGCCGUCACGGGUGACCGCUCCAUCUCCACCAUGCAGCGUAUCUUUAAUGUGUACGGUGCUCACGGUAUUAAAGGUUUCUACCCUGGUGGCACCGCCAUUGCUUUCCGUCAAGCCACGAAUUGGGCCUCACGCCAAGGAUUUACUGAGAUUGUACGUGGCCAAUUUAAGGUGCUAUUCCACGGUGACAAGGACGCCAAGUUGACAGUGGCUCAAGAGGCAAGCGCCGGUAUUGUGGGCGGUGCUCUGGCUUGUUGGAAUCAUCCUUUUGAGGUAGCGCGCAUACAGAUGCAGAGCGCUGCUGACCGCGGCGAACCCAAGCAGAAUAUGGUCCAAGUUUUCCGUACUGUUAUCAAGGAACAAGGCUACGGUGGCCUUUUUAAGGGCAUUGUGCCACGUCUGGGUCUUGGCAUUUGGCAGACACUCUUCAUGGUUACCGGAGCUAAACUUGUGCGCCAAGCGUUGGAGGAUAUGGAGGCCAAAAAGAAUUAA
Messenger RNA from Plasmopara halstedii, 879 nucleotides. RefSeq names its product mc family transporter. The transcript has a single exon. Gene Ontology annotation, cellular component: mitochondrion. Lineage: Eukaryota; Oomycota; Peronosporomycetes; Peronosporales; Peronosporaceae. Gene Ontology annotation, molecular function: tricarboxylate secondary active transmembrane transporter activity. The record is from RefSeq and is a predicted model, not a curated record. Gene Ontology annotation, biological process: mitochondrial citrate transmembrane transport; alpha-ketoglutarate transport. The coding region runs from base 1 to 879 and encodes 292 amino acids.